This is a messenger RNA of Pseudonaja textilis, 1000 nucleotides long. Lineage: Eukaryota; Metazoa; Chordata; Lepidosauria; Squamata; Elapidae. The record is from RefSeq and is a predicted model, not a curated record.
CCAAACCGCGUCGGGCGAGCGUGCGAGGAAGACGGCUGGUCCCGGCAGAGCCGGCUUUGGCGCGGAAGCCGACGAGAUGCUGGAGGCGGCGGGGCCGGACCCGGAGUUGGACCCGGAGGACCUGGUGCACUUCUCGGUGGGCGACCUGCCCAGCCGCGGCUACGGGGUGAUGGGCGAGAUCAGGCGGCAGGGGAAGCUGUGCGACGUGACCCUCAAGGUGGGAGACCACAAAUUCAGCGCCCACCGCAUUGUCCUGGCGGCCUCCAUUCCUUACUUCCACGCCAUGUUCACCAACGACAUGAUGGAAUGCAAGCAGGAUGAAAUUGUGAUGCAGGGCUUGGAUCCGAGCGCCCUGGAAGCUCUGAUCAAUUUUGCCUACAACGGGCAUUUGGCCAUAGAUCAGCAAAACGUCCAGUCUCUGUUGAUGGGAGCCAGUUUCCUGCAGCUGCAGAACAUCAAGGAUGCAUGUUGCUCCUUCCUCAAAGAGAGGCUUCACCCCAAGAACUGCCUGGGCGUGCGCCAGUUCGCGGAGACCAUGAUGUGCGCCGUCCUGUACGAGGCCGCCAACAGCUUCGUCCACCAGCACUUCGUGGAGGUCUCCAUGUCGGAGGAGUUCUUGGCUCUGCCUUACGACGACGUCCUGGAGCUGACCUCCCGGGAUGAACUGCACGUGAAGUUGGAGGAGCAGGUCUACGAAGCCGCCCUGGCCUGGGUCAGGUACGACCGGGAACAGCGGGAGGCCUGCUUGCCGGAGCUCCUGUCCAGGAUCCGCCUGCCCCUCUGCCGGCCGCAGUUCCUGACUGACCGCGUGCAGCAGGAUGACCUCGUCCGCAGUUGCCACAAGUGCAGAAAAAGGAGCGUCCCUUCUGCAGGAAGGACCUCGGAGAAUUCAAUGGGGGAAAACCCCUGGCCGUCCGCCAGCGGCCGGACAAUCUGCGUAGCAGGACAUAAAAGGAGGCCCCCUGGUCCUGAGGACCCCAUCAGCCGUGGACCUCCAUAG